This is a messenger RNA of Lycium barbarum (goji berry), 1574 nucleotides long. Its product is annotated as type IV inositol polyphosphate 5-phosphatase 11. Gene Ontology annotation, molecular function: phosphatidylinositol-3,5-bisphosphate 5-phosphatase activity; phosphatidylinositol-3,4,5-trisphosphate 5-phosphatase activity. The coding region runs from base 316 to 1383 and encodes 355 amino acids. Gene Ontology annotation, biological process: response to auxin; phosphatidylinositol dephosphorylation; response to salt stress. Gene Ontology annotation, cellular component: plasma membrane. NCBI's taxonomy places the organism in Eukaryota, Viridiplantae, Streptophyta, Magnoliopsida, Solanales, Solanaceae. The record is from RefSeq and is a predicted model, not a curated record. The transcript has 8 exons.
AACAUGUCGACGGCAACUAACCUAACUCAAGGACAUUUCAAAUUGUAAGUAUUGUCCGUGAUUCAUAAAAGCGAGAAAACUCCAUAUAUUAUCUAAUCAUCGCCAAACCUUUGACUUAUUCUUCUUCCAAUGCAUUCUCUGUUAUAUUUUCUCACCGCCCACUAGUCCAUUGUGUAUAUAUACAGAGAAGAAACGAACUCUGAGUGUCAAAAGUCAAUCAACUCUCAUAUCUUACAAUUUAAAAAUUUGUGUUUCCCGUUCAAGCACAGUACACAAGAUUCAAGAAAACAGCAUUUUUUUUAAUUUCUUUUCUCAAUGGAGGGGCUUUGUGUUAAGCUUUUUGAAGCAUCAAGGAAGUAUAAGAUGAAGAGACGCAAAGCAGCAGCAAUGGGAAUGGUAGACAGUUUUGAGGCGAGUCAUGAAGGGAUCAAAACUGUUGAUCUCCAGAAACGUUGUGAGUUCUCUGGGAGUUCUGAUCUUUGCAUCUAUUUUGUCACUUGGAAUAUGAAUGGACAGGUCCCUUGCGAGGAUAUAGCAAAGCUAGUUGGUGAAGAGAGAAGAUAUGAUCUAUUGGUGAUGGGUUUGCAAGAGGCACCUCGAAACAACAUUUGCAAGUUGUUGAAGAACACUUUGGCUGGUACUCAUAUGCUUUUAGGAAAAUCAGUAAUGCAAUCUGUACAGCUGUAUGUGUUUGGCCCCAAGAAUUCAGAGCAAUUUACAAGAGAAGUAAAGGUGGAUAAGCAUGAAGUUGGAGGAUUAGGAUGGUUAAUCAGAAGAAAGAAAGGAGCAGUGGCUAUUAAAAUUAGCUACAAAGGCAUACAAAUGGUAUUUAUUUCUUGCCACCUAUCUGCUCAUGCUCGUAAUGUGGAAGAAAGAAACUUUCAGUUCAAGCAUAUAACAUAUUCACUCUUCUCCAAGAAUAAAAAUUCUUAUGCUAAACCAGAACAACUGACUGUAUGGUUAGGAGAUCUCAAUUACAGACUCCAAGGCAUCAAUUCCUAUCCUGCUAGAGAUCUCAUCCAUGGAAAUCUCCACGAAAUGCUAACUAGCAAAGAUCAACUUUUACAAGAAGCUGAAAGAGGAGAGAUUUUUAAUGGUUAUUGCGAGGGUGCAUUAGCUUUCAAACCAACUUACAAGUAUGAUAUUGGAAGCAGCAGUUAUGAUACCAGUCACAAGGUUAGAGUACCAUCGUGGACAGACAGAAUAUUAUUCAAGAUUGACGGUAACAAGAUCAAUGCAAGUUUACAUUCAUAUGAAGCCAUUGAAAGCAUACGCAGCUCUGAUCAUAAGCCAGUCAAAGCUCAUCUCUGCUUAAAAUUAAACAAAUCUUCAUCCUCUGAAAACAAUGGAGCCAUAAAUCUUAUUUCAGAAUUAUCACAAUGAUUGAUGUUUUAUUAAGUACAAUGGUUAAUUAACCAUGUCCAAAUAUUCUUUUAUUGUUGUCCAGUAUUCGUCGGUUACGCAUUCUUUUUUGUUGCUUCCUCGCACGAGGUCAAUUGUAAUUUAAACCUUUAAUUUGUUACUGAUUAAUUGUACAUUGUAAGGAUCUUUUUACACCACGAGAUGAACUUUUA